AUGAAACUUAAUCUUUUGAUAGGCACAUUGUUGUCCCUUUGCACAAUUGCCAACGCCUACACCUAUUAUUUAAACACCACAUUGCCAUGUCCAACUGAUUCAAAUUCCUUUAUUGAACCUUCAGUGCCCGUUUCAAAAUCUGUUUCUGCCUUAUUUGAUGAGUCUUCUGGGACACCUACUGUAGAAAUUCUAGCUGAUGGAACUCAGACUUGUCUUCCUACUCUUGACUAUGAAUUCAGUCCCUUUGGUUGCCAGGUUGCAUGCCCGUCCGCUGUUGCUGCUGCUGCUAAUACUGAACUUUCGUGCAAUGAUCUAGUUAAUGGGUACCAUGAUGAGUUUGUCUACUGCUUGCGCUGUCAAUUGGAAAUUUCUGGCUUUUCAAAUACUCUUAGCGAAGCUGCUAUCAAUAAAUUUAUUGAUUGUGGUAUUAAUAUUAGUUGCGACAUUACAAGCUCAUCAUCAUCACCAUCGUCUUUAACUGUUACUGUUCCGUCUACAACUGCUACUCCAACUAUCACGACCUCUUUACCAAGCACUCCACCAUUGACUACUGAAACUACUAGUAUUGUCACAAUCACGUCGUACACCACUCAUUCUACUGUUUCUGGAACUAUUACUGUUACAGUUGUUGAGCCGUGCGAAACCACUACUGUAACAGUUGUAAUUUGUCCAAUUACUUCGGAUUCAACAACUUCCUAUUCAACUUCCACACUGACAGAGGAACUCAAAAUUACUUCCAAAUACACAAGCUAUGUCACUCUUACAUCGUACUCUACGCGUUCUACAGUUACUGGCACUGUAACUGUUACUUUAAUUGAGCCUUGUGAAAUUACCGAAACAUUGGUUGUUGAGCCUGUCACAUUGAGUGACACUACAGUACUUUCCACGUCGACAGUCACUCUUGUUUCUAGCAUCACUAGCAACACUGCCCCUACCACUUUGGUUGUUGAAGAAAUUACUUCAAGCGAUGUUGUUGUACAUUUUACGUCCACCGUGAGCCCUUCAAAUGUUGCUAGUGUUUUUGUCAAAUCCGAAGAAGUUUCCAGUACUGCUGUCACAGAGUCGAAAAAGAUUACAAGCUAUAUUACUGUAACUUCUUAUUUGACAUCCAUUGGAAUUUCAGGUACUGUGACCUAUACUAUUGUUGUGCCUUCUGAGGUUCCGGAAACUUUGGUUAUUGAAGAAAUUACUUCGAGUGAUGUUUUGGUACUUUCUACAUCCACACUGGCCCCGUCUUCUGAAAUCACUAAUGUUCCUGUUACAGAGGUUGAGGAAGUCAUAAGCUACGUUACUCUUACUUCUUACUUGACUCAGAUCAGUACCUCGGGCACUGUUACUCAGACUUUUGUUAAACCCUCGGAAGUCCUAGAAACUUUGGUCAUUGAAUCCAUCGCAUCGAGUGAUGUUACUUUAUUUUCAACAUCUACAGUGACUCCAUCUAAAGUCAUCAUUACUCCUGUCUCUGAACCCGGAGUGACUGUUGCUUUUGUCUCCGAAUCAAUCACCAGCUAUAUCACUCUCACUUUUUACCAGACACAGACUUUCAGUGUUGGAACCUCAAUUGUCUCAGUAGUUGAACCUGUAUUGAGUACUCAGGCAAUUGUGGUGGAAGCAUCAACGUCGUCGUCUUCUCUUCCUAGCACUACGUCUUUAAUUGAACAAGUACCCAGUGGUAACGUGUCUGGGUUUGUAGAAACUCAAGUUACCCAAGUUAACAAAGGUAACCAUUUUAUGACAUCGCUCAAUGCACUUGGCGUUAUUUUUAUUUUGAUACUUGCCAUUUAA
This is a messenger RNA of Magnusiomyces paraingens, 1785 nucleotides long. RefSeq lists its product as uncharacterized. The record is from RefSeq and is a predicted model, not a curated record. The transcript has a single exon. Bases 1 to 1785 code for a protein of 594 amino acids. Lineage: Eukaryota; Fungi; Ascomycota; Dipodascomycetes; Dipodascales; Dipodascaceae.